GAAUUCACGAAUAACCUCUUUUCUUUAACUAAACGUUCAAUUAUAAUGGGGAAAGUUAUAUGUAUUAAUUUUUUGUUUCAAAGGUUAACGGUCAGUGGUUUUGAUUAAUGCAGUACGUUUCACAACUUUUGAUCCCUACUCAUCAGUUUUUAUGGGACCAAAGUUCGUACAGUUUAUCUUAUAAGAUUAGAAUUAAAACAAGUAUUCAACCUUUUAACUAUCCAUUAUCAGAGAUAUAUUGUUUAUAAUUAAUGGUGUUAUCUUUUUAUUUAAUUACAUAAAUAGUUAGUUUCGAUUGUCACCCUGUGGCUCCGCGGCAGAUUUUUUAGCACCAUGUCUCAUCUCAUAGAAGAUUUUAAACCAGGACCGCUUGAUGUCUAUCGUAAGAAAACGUCUUUUGACUGGAAAAAAUUGAAGUUAUUCAUUGAAACUGAAGAUGGAAUUAAUUAUCAGAAUGAAAUGUACAAAAUGCUGGAAAGUAAUCCUGUGCACAAUAAGGAAAACCUCACCAGCCUACCCAGAGACGAGCAGCGCAGAUUAGCGUUUUUCGGAUCGUGUGAUCAAGGCCAAAACCAUAUUCUGUCCUGGCCUUAUGUGCUGCAAAACUUACGACGACCAUCAUCCCUUUCUAGGGUGUUAACCUCAUCGAUAGCAUCGGCCUAUGUAAAACACACGGUCGGUAACAGUUUGUUUGUUAGCUCAAUUAUAAAUAUGGGUACAGAGAGACACCAACAGUUCAUCGAUGAUGCUGAAGCUGGAAAGAUUUUCGGUUGUUACUGUUUGACUGAAAUCGCGCAUGGAAGUAACACAAGAGGCAUGCGCACAACAGCCACUUACGACAAAAAGAAGCAAGUUUUUUGUGCUCAACUCACCCGAUUUUGAAGCAGCUAAAUGCUGGGCUGGUGGAUUGGGCCAGACCGCCAUGUUUGGAACUGUUUACGCACAAUUAAUUUUAGACAAUGUCAAUUACGGUUUGCACGCAUUUGUAGUACCGUUCCGUGAUCCCAAGACGCUGCUACCGUUUCCAGGAUUAGAGAUUGGAGAUAUGGGAGGAAAGAUCGGUUUGAACGGUAUCGAUAAUGGGUUUGUUCAAUUUACCAACUACGAAAUUCCAAGGGUUAACCUACUCAAUAAAAUAGCAGACGUGUCUGAAGAUGGUCGGUACAUAACUCCGAUCAAAGACCCGAAUAGAAGACACGGGGCUGCAUUAGGAUCUCUGUCAGCGGGAAGAGUAAAUAUUGCUGCUAUGGUUGACGCUUUGGGUGCAAAAGCUCUUACUAUAGCGAUCCGGUAUGCAGCAGUAAGGAAACAGUUUGGACCAAAUGGAAAAGAAGAGAUGCCAAUUUUAGAAUAUCAAAGUCAUCAACUUCGGCUGAUACCCUACUUAGCAGCGGCAUAUGUACUAAGAAACUUCAAUACGUAUUUCUCAGAAAGGUUCUAUGAAUUCACCAUGAACAACAUUUUGGGCACCUCCUUGCCGAAUGCACCUGAGAUGGGAAUCGAAAUUCACGGUGUUUCUUCAGCGGCAAAACCUAUGGCUGGCUGGAUAAUGAAGGACGCCGUACAGGAAUGCAGGGAGUGCUGCGGUGGACACGGGUAUCUUCAUGCGGCUGGUUUGGGCGAUGUUAGGAAUGAACUUGAUCCCAAUUUGACGUACGAAGGAGAAAAUCACGUGUUGAUUCAACAGACCGUUAAUUGGCUUCUUAAAAUAGCCCCACAAAUGAUUGAAGGUAGACAAAUAUCUACUCCUUUGCAGUCAGUUGAUUUCCUAUCGAACGGUUUGAACAUUUUGAAGAAUAGUAGAUUCACUGCCAGAGGAACCGAUGAAAUCAGUCAUCCAGAAAGUAUUAUCAAAACAUUCCAGUGGAUAGUUGUAUAUCUAUUGAAAGCUACUCACGACAAAGUAGGAGAAGAAUUGAAGGCUGGAAAGGACUUGUUCGAGGCCAAAAAUAACAGUCAAGUGUACUACGGAAAAAGUUUAGGAAUAGCAUUUAUUCAGCAUUUCUUCUUGCAAAGAAUGUUGGUAACCAUCUCCGAAGCCGAAAAUCAUGCUAUAAAGGCUGUUCUCACAAAAAUCUUGUCACUUUUUGGAUUGUGGUCUAUAGAAAAAUGGCACAUGGCGACUCUAUUUAAAGGAGGAUUCGCUUCAAGUGCCUUAGCACCGACUUUAAUCCAAGACGCGAUUUUAAAAUUAUGUGCCGAUCUCAAAGACGAUGCUGUAGGUCUGGUAGACGCCAUUGCAGUGCCGGACUUUAUAUUGAGAUCGUGUUUGGGUUCUUCGGACGGACAAGUAUACAAACGUCUCAAAGAAUCGAUGACCAAGGAUGAAUACAACAUGAAUAGACCACCAUGGUGGAAAGAGGUUGUAAACUACGCCGAAAACAAUAGUGCGAAGAGUAAACUAUAAGUCACAUGUGAUACAGAAAAAUAUAUUUUUUUAAAUAUUUUUACAAAUUGAUGAAAAAUGACAUAGAUAUUACGUCAAACGUAACAAUUUUAUACAUUUAAUAUUUUAAGUGGACCAGUGGGAAUUUAUUUAUAAUUAUUGUUGAGUUUUAAAAAUAUAUUAUUUU
Diabrotica balteata is the source of this 2573-nucleotide messenger RNA. NCBI's taxonomy places the organism in Eukaryota, Metazoa, Arthropoda, Insecta, Coleoptera, Chrysomelidae. The record is from the annotation of a GenBank genome assembly.